Molecule: messenger RNA, 1707 nt
Organism: Eurypyga helias (sunbittern)
Lineage: Eukaryota; Metazoa; Chordata; Aves; Eurypygiformes; Eurypygidae
Gene: GGT1
Product: gamma-glutamyltransferase 1
Exons: 12
Coding region: 1-1707 (568 amino acids)
Biological process (GO): regulation of inflammatory response; regulation of immune system process; glutathione catabolic process
Cellular component (GO): plasma membrane
Molecular function (GO): glutathione gamma-glutamate hydrolase
Source: RefSeq, a predicted model, not a curated record
AUGAAGAAGCGCUAUGUGGUGGCCGGAGUCCUGACUGCAGCUCUGCUGGGGCUCAUCUUGUUCCUGGGACUCUUCUUCGGGCUGCGCCCUGACUCAGGGGACACACACACGUAUAAGAGAGCGGCUGUGGCUACAGACGCGGGGCAGUGCUCCAUAAUUGGAAGGGACAUCCUUCAGCAAGGUGGAUCAGCAGUGGAUGCUGCGAUUGCAGCUCUGCUUUGUGUAGGACUCAUGAAUGCUCACAGCAUGGGCAUUGGAGGGGGCCUCUUCUUUACCAUCUACAGCAGCACAGGAAAAGUGGAAAUCAUUAAUGCCAGAGAGGUGGCUCCAAAAAACGCAUCAGAGGACAUGUUUGGGAACAACACACAGCUCUCACUGAAAGGAGGACGGUCCAUUGCUGUUCCAGGUGAAAUCCGUGGGUAUGAACUGGCUCACAAACGUCAUGGCAAACUGGCAUGGAAAGACCUGUUUCUGCCGAGCAUCAAGUUGGCAAGAGAAGGAUUCCCUGUUGGGAAAGGCCUUGCAGCAGCCAUCAAGUCAAGAGAGGAGUCAAUUGAAAGCAAUCCCUCACUGUGCGAAGUGUUCUGCAGAGGAGGGAAAAUUCUGCAUGAGGGCGAUAUCAUCAAGAUGCCUAAACUAGCCAACACAUACGAGACCGUAGCCAGUGAAGGAGCAGAUGCCUUUUACACAGGAAGCCUGGCAAAACAGAUCAUCGAUGACAUCCGCAGUGUAGGGGGCAUUGUCACAUUGGAUGACUUGCGGGACUACAAUGCAACAGUGAUUGAAGACCCCAUACAGAUCAGGCUUGGGGAGUUCACCCUCUACACACCCAGUGCCCCCCUAAGUGGCCCAGUGCUGGCCCUCAUUUUCAACAUCCUGAAAGGGUAUAAUUUCUCUGCUGACAGCAUCAAAUCCAUAGAGGAGAAAGGUCUGACUUACCACCGCAUUGUGGAGGCCUUUCGCUUUGCCUACGCCAAGAGGACUUUACUGGGAGAUCCAAAAUUUGUCAACAUUACAGAGGCGAUCAGAAACAUGACGUCUGAGUUCUUUGCGGAUAGCCUCCGGAGGAAAAUCACGGACAACACCUCCCAUCCAGUUGACUACUAUGAGCCAGUAUAUUACACUGGAGAUAAUGCCGGUACAUCCCACCUCUCCAUUGUGGCUGAUGAUGGCAGUGCUGUGUCCGCCACCAGCACCAUCAACCAAUACUUUGGCUCUGAUGUACGAUCCAACAUGAGUGGAAUCAUAUUUAAUGAUGAGAUGGACGACUUCAGCUCACCUUACAUAAUCAAUGGAUUUGGGAUCCCUCCUUCUCCAGCAAAUUUCAUAGCACCAGGUAAACAGCCCAUGUCCUCUAUGUGCCCCUCCAUCUUGGUGGAUAAAACAAGAAAGGUCAGGAUGGUGGUUGGUGCAUCUGGAGGAACAAAAAUAACUACAGCAACAGCACUGACGAUCAUCAAUUCCAUCUGGUUUGGUUAUGAUGUGAAGAAAGCAGUGGAAGAACCCAGAAUUCACGAUCAGCUGUUUCCCAAUAUCACGGAGCUUGAGCAGCAAAUAGAGGAGGGUAUAGAAGAACAACUAAAGAAGAGAAAGCACGAUACCACGCGGGUGAGCGGCGGCGCGGUUGUGCAGGCCAUUCUCAGAACAGAUGAAGGAUGGGCUGCAGCUUCCGAUUCCCGGAAAGGUGGCUUCCCUGCAGGCUACUGA